Molecule: messenger RNA, 969 nt
Organism: Miscanthus lutarioriparius
Lineage: Eukaryota; Viridiplantae; Streptophyta; Magnoliopsida; Poales; Poaceae
Source: the annotation of a GenBank genome assembly
AUGAGCAGGGACAGCGGCCGCGCAUCGUCGGCAACUGGGGAUGAGCGCGGCGGCAUGGAGGAGGUAGCAGUAGCAGCAGGCAUGAAGCGCGCCGCCUGCAAGCGCCCGCGCGGCGCGCUCGACGGCGGCGGGUCGGCAGCCGCGUGGAAUGCGAGCCGGGUGGCGCGCGCCGCGGCCGGCGGCAAGGACCGCCACAGCAAGGUGGUGACGGCGCGGGGGCUGCGGGACCGCCGCGUCCGUCUCUCCGUGCCCACGGCCAUCCAGUUCUACGACAUCCAGGACCGCCUCGGCGUCGACCAGCCCAGCAAGGCCAUCGAGUGGCUCAUCCGCGCCGCCGCCGCCGCCGCCGCUAUCGACGGCCUCCCGUCGCUCGACUGCUCCUUCGCCCUCCCCACCGCCGCCGGGGCCGCAUCUCCGCCGGGCGCUGGCGACGACGCCGAGGUCAGCACCUCCGACACCAGCAAGAGCUCCGUGCUCUCGCUCGCCAACGCCCCGGCUGACAACGCUGCCGCCGCCGCUCAGCAAGCCAGUCACGCCUACAGCGGCAACGCCGGCGGCGGCGGCGCGUUCGCCGAGCUGAUCCUGCACUGCUCCGCCAACGACAGCAAGCCCGUGGAGCAGCAGCAGCAGCCGACGCUCGCCUACUACGCAGCGCAGCUCCCGAGCGCGCACGCCGCGUCGGCCAUGUCCUUCGAGACGAUGCCACCCCACUUCUCCUUCAUCCAGGAGCAGCCUCACCACGCAGUCGCCUUCGACCGGGGCACACUUCAGUCCAAUGCCGCCGUCGCCGCGCCGCUGUGGCCGACGUCUCAGCAAGCGUGCCUGCUGCAGAGGUUCGCCGCUUCUCCGGCUGAUGCCACCGGACUGCCGUUCUUUCUUGGAGGCGGUGCUGCUGCUUCUCCGGUGGUGCCAGACAAUUCGGAGCCGAGGCUGCAGCUCUGGGACUUCAAGCAGGAACGGAAGACCUGA